Diplodia corticola is the source of this 1284-nucleotide messenger RNA. Its product is annotated as pgap1-like protein. Bases 1 to 1284 code for a protein of 427 amino acids. The transcript is spliced from 6 exons. The record is from RefSeq and is a predicted model, not a curated record. NCBI's taxonomy places the organism in Eukaryota, Fungi, Ascomycota, Dothideomycetes, Botryosphaeriales, Botryosphaeriaceae.
AUGAAGAAGACACUGCUUCUAUGUUUCAUCCACGGCUUCAAGGGCGACGAUGAUACCUUCCGUAAAUUCCCCCAGCACCUGCGCGCCGUGCUAGACAGCACCCUCCAGAAGGUCGACGUCUUGACCGUCACGUACCCCCAGUACGAAACGCGCGGCGAUCUCAAGUCUUGUGUGGCGAAAUUCAAGGAGUGGUUGCAGAACAAGGUCAUCGACCUCGAGGUUGCAAAUGGCACUUCCUCGCCCACCAUCGACCCCUCGGUGAGGGUUGUUCUGUGCGGCCAUUCGAUGGGCGGUAUCGUGGCUGCGGAGACGCUUCUCUCUAUCUCAAACGAACAGCCCAUCAACCCGGACUCGGAUAGCUCCACGUCCCAAACCACCCUCUUGUUUCCAUACAUCCAGGGCAUUCUCGCUUUCGACACCCCAUACUUGGGAAUCUCGCCGGGGAUUGUCGCGCACGGAGCAGAAGGGCACUGGAACACGGCAACGGCUGCGUACAAUGCCUAUAGCAGCGUAGCAGAUACAUUCGGGUGGGGCAAGAAGCAGGAGGCCAACCCAGACGUGAUCGCCGCAAGCAAGACGCUCCCGGCAGCGGCGUCGUCGUCAGCAGACCCAAACGUCGACACGGCCGUGGUGCCUGCCUGGCAGAAAUUUGGCAAGAUAGCAAUGUUCGCCGGUGCCGCAGGCGCGCUCGCGGCAGCAGGAGGGGCGGCCUACAUGAAACGGGAACAGUUAAGCGAGGGCUGGCAGUUUGUCGGCUCCCAUCUCGAGUUCGUCGGGUGUCUGGCGCGCCAGGAAGAGAUGAAGAAGAGACUAGCCACGGUUGUGACGCUCUCGGAAACCUUGGAGCUCGGCUUCGCAGACCUCUACACGCAGCUCGGGCAGGCCGUCCAGCAGCAAGGCGCAACAAAAUGGAGCUCGGGCGUGCUGGGCCAGGACCGCACGUUCUGCAUCGUCCCUAAAACAGACAUCAAGAAGCACUUCAUUCCCAUCGUGAACGACAAGGCGACGGCUGAGACGUGGGCACACACGGGCAUGUUCGAUCCCAAGCAGCACCCCAACUACUACAGCAUGGCGGAGACGGCCGUGGAGCUGGUAGUGAACUGGACGACGUCGACCUCUUGGUACGAGGAGGCCACUGGGUAUGAUCCUCCAUCACGGCCCGAGGAGGCAGCCGACGACGAGUCACUAACAGUUGAUGAAGACCUGGAGAUGAUCGAGAAGCCUGAUGUAGAUCAAGACGACUAUGAAGACCUGGCUGAGUCUUUGAUGCGCCGGCGGCCCUAA